Molecule: messenger RNA, 809 nt
Organism: Procambarus clarkii (red swamp crayfish)
Lineage: Eukaryota; Metazoa; Arthropoda; Malacostraca; Decapoda; Cambaridae
Source: RefSeq, a predicted model, not a curated record
AGUUCACUUGGAGCCUUGCUACAGCCAACAUUAUGAAGCUGGUGAUAGUGUCGAUGAGCGUUGCCGUCCUGGUGGCCUGCAGUUGUGCUGAACCCGAUGCAAGUUCCUUCUCCACCUAUCCUUACGUAGGUGGAAGCUAUGGGCUCUCCAGUCCAGGCAUUGGAGGAGGCUUUGGCUCAUUUGGUGGAGGAACACGUUACGGUUCCUUUGGAGGUGUUGGUGGAGGCUACGGUUUGGGAAGCGGCGCCACGAGUCAUUCCAUUUUCAACCUUGGAGCGCCACAGGGUAGAUAUGGAGGCAGCUUUGGACGCGGCUUCGAUAGAGGUUACAUCGGAGGAUCCUCUGGCCUAGGUUUCGGUGGCAGUUCCCUUGGUGGAACCUACGGUGGCAACUUCCAAGGUGGAAGACUCGGUGGAAAAUCCUUUGAUUUUUAAUCCUUUAAAAUCGUUACGGUGGCAGCUUCCUUCGCAGUGGUUAAGGUGGCGGCUCCACUGGCAGAGUGAAAUAUUGUCGGGGUUUCACAAUGGAAAUGAAUACGGGAAUUGCACAAGCAAGUGAACGUAUAGAUUCAAGGAAGUCUGACACCUUAUCUUUACAUAUUUUUUUGUUCAGCACUCACAUGACUUAAAAAUUUUUUAAGUCAAAUUAUGUGCCGUUUGAAAUGAUGGUAUAAAUCCCAGUCGUUUGAAAUUGCCAUCAAUGCAUCUUAGUAGAGUUCAUGUAUGAAUCAAGGUCCGAAUAUGCAAGUCUUAUUUCGUAUUUGGUUAUUAUUGAUGUAUUUUAGAAGCAAAAAUAAAGAAUAAUAUAAU